Molecule: messenger RNA, 3931 nt
Organism: Zingiber officinale
Lineage: Eukaryota; Viridiplantae; Streptophyta; Magnoliopsida; Zingiberales; Zingiberaceae
Product: phytosulfokine receptor 1-like
Exons: 2
Coding region: 465-3716 (1083 amino acids)
Biological process (GO): protein phosphorylation
Molecular function (GO): ATP binding; receptor serine/threonine kinase binding; protein kinase activity
Source: RefSeq, a predicted model, not a curated record
GUCCAAAUCACUUCUCGCAAAGUCGCAAUUAAAGAUUGGAUCGUUGACUUCUAUCAUUAAACCGGCGCCGGUCGCCGUCUCGCCAGCCGGCCUGCCGCCGUCUUUUCUCCUCCUCCUCCUGCCAAACCGACGCCGCCUUUCUACCUCCGCUCCACUUCAUCUUACUACCGCCCGAGAAAUAAUAGACCCAUUAAUUUCAAAAGUCUUCGAGAAGUCCAAGGCCAAGGGUGGAAACUAAUACAUUGCCAAGAUGUUGAAUUAAUUAUAAGAACGGUUGAAAUAAAGUGGAGUCAAAACCAAUCUCUCUCUUUCUCACUUUUGUCUGCCUCCUUGUUCUCCCCAAAUUGAGAGUAGCAGCAUGAUGAUAAUCUUGAUGGUGAAGCUUGUUGUAGAAGGUAGCUGAUGGAUUCUUUGGAACGCGAAAAAAAGAGCUGCCUCCUUUACCAAUCCGAGCCGCAAAUCUCAUGAAUUCUCGGGAAUCCCAAAAGAUUUCACUUGCCGAAGUUACAAGCUCUCAUAAAAGGACCCGCUUUACCACUCGCUUAUCGUACGCUGCGGUUAUGAAGAAGAAGGGGGACAAAUUCGCCUAUGAUUUCAGUCAAAGAUUGAAUUUUGGGUUCUUGGUGUUGUUCUUCUUCUUGGAUGCUGCUACGCUCACCGAUUCCCAGAGCUGCAGCUCCGCGGACUUAAUCGCCCUGCAACGCUUCUCCAGAGGCUUGGAUUCUGGGAUUCCGGGAUGGAGCCUCAAUGCAUCUGAUUCCGAUUGCUGCAGCUGGGAUGGUGUUUCUUGUGACAAUUCCGGAGUCAUUGGAGCUAGAGUUGUUGGAUUGGAUCUCCGAAAUAGGAGCUUGAAAGGGUUCUUGUCUGAUUCUUUGGCAGAUUUGGUUCUUCUCUCAAGCCUCAACCUUUCCUUUAACUCUCUUCGAGGCACUGUUCCAUCAGGGCUCUUCUAUAUUACCGGACUGAAGCACCUCGACCUCAGCAUGAACAAGCUCUCGGGGUCGAUUCCUCCGGAUUCAUUCCUUCCCUCCAUCGAAGUCUUCAAUAUUUCUUAUAAUGCUUUCAGCGGCAAGCGCCCAAUUUUUUUUGGGUCUACGAGGUUGCUGGCUCUCGACAUCAGUUUUAAUAAGUUCUCCGGUGGCAUUGACGCCGCAAUCUGCAACUCUUCAGCUCAAAUUCAAGUCCUCCGGUUCUCGGCAAACUCAUUCUCUGGCGAAUUCCCUCCCGGAUUCGGCAACUGUGCUUUUCUCGAAGAGCUCUGCGUGGAUGUGAAUGAGGUGAAUGGGACUUUGCCGGACGAUUUGUUCAAGUUGUCGUCUUUGAGAAGGCUGCGAUUGCAGGGGAAUUCGCUCUAUGGCUUGCUCAGCUCAAGCAUAGGUAAUCUCUCCAACCUUGAGCUCUUGGACCUUUCAUUUAAUUCAUUCUCCGGCAGGAUCCCCAAUGCUUUCCGCGGACUGACAAAACUCAAGUACUUAUCUCUUCAGUCCAACAGUUUCAGUGGUCAUUUGCCAUUCACUUUGUCCAACUUAUCACCACUGGUUUUGCUCAACUUGAAGAACAACUUACUCACCGGCGAGAUCGCUCUCAAUUGCAUGGCAAUGAAUCAGCUUAGCUCCCUCGAUCUCGGGACCAACUUCUUCAGUGGCUCCAUUCCUCACAAUCUGUCUCAGUGUGUGGAGUUGAGGACCCUGAAUCUAGCCCGAAACAACCUAACCGGCGAAGUUCCGACCAGUUUCCGGAACCUUGGCUCGCUGUCUUAUCUCUCACUUUCUAAUAACAGCUUGUCCAACAUAUAUUCUGCCUUGCUGAUCCUGCAGGAAGUGCAAAGCCUUACUGGUUUGGCACUCACAAGGAACUUCCAUGGCGAUGAGAGGAUUCCGAUGGAGGGAAUUCGAGGAUUCGGAAAGAUACAACUUCUGGCUAUAGCAAACUGCGGCCUUUUGGGAUCCAUUCCACCUUGGUUGUCCAAUCUGAGCGAGUUAAAUGUUCUAGACCUGUCGUGGAAUCAUUUGGAAGGGAGUAUACCUUCAUGGAUAGGGACUCUCGAGCACCUCUUCUACUUGGAUUUGUCGAAUAACUCGCUGAGUGGAGAGAUUCCAGUCAGUUUGACACAGAUGAAAAGCCUAAUAUCCGGCAAUAGCAGCUCGAGUUUUGGACCCCCAAAUGAGGACUUCCCUUUCUUUGUGAAGAAGAACAUUAGUGGCCAGGGAUUGCAGUAUAAUCAAGUCGGUAGCUUCCCACCAUCCAUAAUUCUGAGCCAGAACAUGCUCGCUGGUCCAGUUUUACCGGGUUUCGGGAACCUCAAGAGGCUCCACGCGCUUGAUCUGAAGCAAAAUAGGCUGUCAGGGAACAUCCCGGAUGAGUUAUCAGGCAUGUCUAGUUUGGAAGCUUUGGAUUUGUCACACAACAUUCUCAGCGGAACCAUUCCUUCCUCACUCACCAAGCUCAGCUUUCUAUCGAGUUUCGACGUGGCCUACAACAAUCUGUCGGGUCCGAUCCCCACAGGAGGCCAGUUUUCGACUUUCUCGACUUCAGAUUUUGAGGGCAAUCCAGGCCUCUGUGGCUUUCACUCGAAACUCUGUGAUUCUGAUCAAAGGCACGAGGGGCGGACUGUUCAAAGGAGAAGAAACAAAGGUGUGAUCAUAGGACUCGCCUCUGGAAUUGGACUCGGAACAUCUUCUCUUCUUGCUUUCGUCUACUUCCUCGUGUCGAGGAACCACCGCAAUCGACAGGAUGAUGGUCCGAAGGUGGCAGACUAUUCCAAUUCGAACAAUUUCAGUGAUUUGGAGGGAGCGGAAUCCAGAUUGGUGCUUCUGUUUCGUAACAUGAACAGCGACAGCGAGUUGAGCAUCGGUGACAUCUUGAAAUCCACCAACCAUUUUGAUCAAUCCAACAUCAUCGGCUGCGGAGGCUUCGGCCUUGUUUACAAGGCCAUCCUUCCCGAUGACAGAAAGGUGGCUAUCAAGCGCCUUUCCGGCGACUACUUCCAAAUGGAGAGGGAAUUCCAGGCCGAGAUUGAGACGCUUUCGCGAGCUCAACAUCGAAACCUUGUGCUUCUUCAAGGAUACUGCAAGAUUGGCAGCGACAGACUCCUCAUCUAUUCUUACAUGCAAAAUGGGAGCUUGGACUACUGGCUUCAUGAAAAACCUGACGGCGGCACGAUACUGAAUUGGCACAGAAGGCUUCAGAUCGCACAGGGCUCGGCCAGGGGACUGGCCUACUUGCACCAAUCUUGCGACCCACACAUCUUGCACCGUGACAUCAAGUCUAGCAACAUCCUGCUGGAUGAGAACUUCGAGGCUCAUUUGGCCGACUUCGGGCUCGCGAGGCUGAUAUUUCCCUACGAGACUCAUGUCACCACGGACUUGGUUGGCACAUUGGGCUACAUUCCUCCCGAGUAUGGCCUGUCUUCGGUAGCCACUUUCAAGGGCGAUGUGUACAGCUUCGGCGUCGUGCUGCUGGAGCUACUCACCGGUAAACGGCCGGUCGAUAUGUGCAAGCCGAAAGGGGGGAGGGAGCUGAUAUCAUGGGUGCUUCGGAUGAAGGAGGAAAAGAGGGAAGUGGAGGUGUUCGAUCCUCAGAUUUACGAUAAGUCGCUGUUCUACCAACUGAUGAAGAUGCUUGAGAUUGCCUGUGUUUGCCUGAGUGAUUCGCCAAAGAUGAGGCCUCUGUCAAAGCAGCUAGUGGCAUGGCUUGACAGCAUUGGCACAGAUUAGCAACUCGGAGAAAUAAGAGAUCCUUUUUUUCUUUCUUUCUUUUCUUGUUCGACCUUUUGUGAUCAGGAAUGGAUUAAGAUGUUCGAAUAACCCGUGCGUAAAUUCUAAGAAGCUUAAUUGAUCUCCUGCUCACAAUGCUCACUUUUACAAAACAGAAUUUUACAGAUAUAGAAUUGAUGGAAAUUUACAUCUUAAAAGGAAUUACUAGUUUUUCA